AUUUUCUUUGUGCAUGAAAAAAAAUCAAAAUACUCACAAAAAUCGCAUUAUCUCGUUUUACGCCUUCUCCAAACCCGAUGAAUUAAUAAAACUGCAACAAAGCAAUUUGCGCGUCAUCAUGUCAAGCAAGCUAAAUGCCAUGGAAAUCAAGGAAAUUGACAAAUUUGUGAAAUUUCUGGUGCUCAAGUCGACACAGGUGAUUGUUCAAUCGCGAUUGGGUUCACAAAUUCGCACGGAAGCAAAUUCCUCGAAGAACGACUGGUUCAACAUCAAUAUCUUCGAUCAACCUGACGUCUUGAGUGAAACCCGGAAAGCGCUGCAAAUCAGUUCAAGCGACUCCGUAAUUCCUCGUCUUCCGUUAUGCGUGGAAAUUUCCCUUCAAACAGUCGAGGGCGACAAAAUGAUAUUGGAGGUAUGGUCGUUGGGCAUGCAAACAGAUUUAGCAGAUCCUACGUUGAAAGCCACAUAUGCCAUCUACAAUCGGAUGGGAAUUCUACUGAAAUCGCUAAUUUCCGUGACUCGCGUUACGCCAGCUUAUAAAUUAUCUCGCAGACAAAGUCCCGAUUCAUUCCAUAUCUAUUACCGGAUCUACUGUGGGCAACCGCAGGAGCAUAAUUUGGGCGAUGGGUACAAGCAAGUGCGUGUCGGGCAACUUGCAGUGCCUCUGGGAACGAUAACUAUCUCUGUGGCAUAUCGUACAAAGAUGACAAUUACUCCGACACAAACUGUGGGUAAUAAUUCGGUGACAAUGAAGGGUCCCGAUCCGCAAUGGAACAUCGACGAUUUGAGUCCAAAGCACAAAAACAACCGAAAAGCAAGUAAAGUCAUCGAUAUCGAUCGUCCGAUGAAAAUUGGUGCCUUUGUCGAUGUCUCAUCGGCGAAAACUUUCACCGAAGCGGAUUUCUCGUUGCCCGAAACGCCGCAAUUUAGUUGGUUGAUGCGCAAACAACAACUUUCCGCAACCGCAACUUCCAAUAGUUCCACAAAUUCCCAAAAAGACUGUGACGAUCCGCUCGCUGGCACAUCGCCCGUGUCGCUAAACGAGUUUAAACGCACUUCCUCGCGAUGGUCAACGCGAACUCUUCCCGGCGAAGACGAGAAACUCUUCAAGGAACCACAUUACCCGUUUGCGACACAAGACACCCCAAUUAGUGACUUGGCGAAAUUUUAUCGCGAAUGUUUCAAUGCCCCUCCAUUGCAUCAGUUCGCGGAGCAAGAAGAACAGAACGAAAGCCCGCGACUUUCGGAGUCAAGUAACGCAGAAGAAACGAUGGAAGACACUUUAGGCGCCAAUUCUCCCGGAGCAACGACGACAAAUGUCGAACGGAAUAACAGCAUAAAUGACCUUACGAAGCAGCUGGAGCAAUUCGAGACGUCGUUAGGGGACUACGAUUCACUACUUACUUCACUGUGCCAGAAAAAUACGGAAGUUGAUGAUAAUUUGAAUAGUUAAAGUUGCAAAAAAUUCCACUUUUAGAAUAUUUUUUGAGCAAAAAUCAAUUUUUGGCUUUGUUACGAAUUAUUUACGCGAAAAGAAAAAUAAUAAUUUGUUAUUUUUUGAAUAAAAUUUUAUUAGCUUUACGAUGAAA
Messenger RNA from Culicoides brevitarsis, 1589 nucleotides. RefSeq names its product autophagy-related protein 13 homolog. Gene Ontology annotation, biological process: autophagosome assembly; protein localization to phagophore assembly site; piecemeal microautophagy of the nucleus. The coding region runs from base 14 to 1453 and encodes 479 amino acids. The transcript has a single exon. The record is from RefSeq and is a predicted model, not a curated record. Gene Ontology annotation, cellular component: Atg1/ULK1 kinase complex; phagophore assembly site; cytosol. Lineage: Eukaryota; Metazoa; Arthropoda; Insecta; Diptera; Ceratopogonidae.